Messenger RNA from Salvia miltiorrhiza (redroot sage), 1446 nucleotides. RefSeq names its product UMP-CMP kinase-like. Gene Ontology annotation, cellular component: cytoplasm; nucleus. The record is from RefSeq and is a predicted model, not a curated record. The transcript is spliced from 9 exons. NCBI's taxonomy places the organism in Eukaryota, Viridiplantae, Streptophyta, Magnoliopsida, Lamiales, Lamiaceae. Gene Ontology annotation, molecular function: ATP binding; UMP kinase activity. Gene Ontology annotation, biological process: CDP biosynthetic process; 'de novo' pyrimidine nucleobase biosynthetic process; UDP biosynthetic process. Bases 415 to 1119 code for a protein of 234 amino acids.
AAUGGAUUAUAGGUCGGUUUGGGCAGGAGGUGACGCGCACCGAAGAAUAGCCUAUUUCAUUUCUUUCUAUCACCACAUGAAAUUGAUGCACAGUAAUCUGAAGGAAGCUUUACAGUGUAAUUACAUCAAACUACUAUUUUAAUUAAUUAUAAGCUUAAUUCUCAGUGACUUGGAUUUAGGGCGUCAGCCGAUGAAGUUGGGAUUGAAUCAUUGAAGAUUCCAAUAAUAUAAUUAAAGGCAAGCGAUGCAGAAACGCACGGUACGGACAGCUUACACAUGGCCCACGACCUGUUCGACAAAAGGUCUCUUUUAAAAACACAACCUGUUUUUUAAAAUAAAACUCCAUACUCAAAUUACGCUCGCAUUAGCAUAUCCCUCUUUCUCUCUGUCUCUGCGUCGUUGUGGGAAUCAGAAAUGUGGAGGCGCCUUGUUUCUCUGUCGCCGCUGCUUUCUUCGUCUAAAUCGCGCCUAAUAAAUCAGGCUUACGGAUUCAAUGCUUGCCAACUUUUCUCUACUCAGGUUCUGAAUGGGGCAGAAGAUGGAGUCUCUGGUACAAGAAGAAAACCAUUUAUAACUUUUGUCUUGGGUGGUCCAGGGAGCGGAAAAGGUACUCAAUGUACAAGAAUUGUCAAUGCCUUUGGGUUUACCCACUUGAGUGUUGGGGAUCUGUUGAGGAAAGAAAUCUAUUCUAAUAGUGAAAAUGGUUCCAUGAUUCUUGAUACAAUCAAGGAAGGGAAAAUUGUUCCCUCAGAAGUGACUGUUAAACUGAUUAAAAAUGCCAUUGAAGCAAGUCAGAACAAUAGAAUUCUUGUUGACGGCUUUCCAAGAAGUGAAGAGAAUCGUAUAGCGUAUGAGCGAGUUGUUAGGGCUGAACCAGACAUUGUGCUUUUCUUUGAUUGUCCUGAAGAAGAAAUGGUGAAACGAGUACUAAACCGUAAUCAGGGGCGAAUUGAUGAUAAUAUAGAUACAGUCAAGGAAAGGUUAGCCGUAUUUGCAGAACUCAACCUUCCUGUGAUCAAGUAUUACUCUGAGAAAGGAAAACUUCACAAGAUUGAUGGUACUGGAUCAGAAGAUGAAAUAUUUGAAAGGGUUCUCCCAGUUUUUGCUGCAUUGAGGUGAUCCCGUGAUUUCAGAAACCACAAAAACUUGGAGAAGAUGACAACUCUUAUUGACCUAUUAAACACAAUAAUUUGGUAUACUAAUAAUCUGGUGGCAGAGUGAAAAUUUACCAGUAUACAAGGGUGUUUUAGCCUUAUUUUUCCUGCUUUUCCAGAUAUACAUGUAGAUGUACUUGUACAUAUAACAAGUAUGAUGUUGCAUCAACUGCUUGUCAUACAAUGGCAGCCCAAAGUCUCAUAAAACAAACAACCAACUUGCUCAAUGGGAAGCAAAUUGUAGUGUUGUAUACUUUUCUGUAAUCGUGCAUUCAGACCAAAUUCUUCUUUC